GGAGGCGAGGGUUUUGUUCUUGGUGGUUGUGUGCCCUAUUCCCAGGAGAGGGGACCCCGCCCCGGUGCCGUGUGUUUGUUUAUACCAGGUCUCCAUUCCCCCUACCAGUGUCGCUUCAUCUUCCACUCACCCCCUCUUCCGCCCCUGUUUUCAGGUCGGAAAGAUGAGUUCAAGUCUAUAAUAUUCAAUCCCCAACGUUUUCCGCCGCCUCAAUUGUGCACAUGGCGCUGGUGAAAGCGGCAGGGGGAGGACCCGCCGCCCAGCCCUGUUCUUGCCUGAUACCAUCCGCAUGCAUGGGCAUGUUCCCCCACCCCACCGAAAGAGUAUUUGGAUGUGGGGGUGGAAAGCCAGUUUUGUUUUUCCCCCAACCCCGCGAUUCCAAUCAUUCUGUUCCUCCCGAGUUGAAUAUUUCAAAAUGCAACCAUGGACCUAAUCAUGGAAAAACAAAAUGAGCUCCCGUGUGUUCAUUGGUCGACUAAGCCCUCAUGCCAGAGAAAGGGAUGUGGAGAAAUUCUUUAAAGGGUAUGGACGAAUAAAGGAAAUUGACUUGAAGAAUGGAUUUGGAUUUGUGGAGUUUGAAGAUCACAGGGAUGCAGAUGAUGCCGUUUAUGAAUUGGAUGGGAAAGAAUUGUGUAGUGAAAGAGUUACAGUUGAACAUGCUAGAGCGCGGCCUAGAGGGGGUCGUGGAGGAGGACGCUAUCAAGGUCGCUUUAGCCCACGCCGUCCACGGAGUGAGGGAAGAAAUGGACCUCCAGUUCGUACAGAGAACAGACUUAUUGUUGAGAAUUUAUCUUCAAGAAUUAGUUGGCAGGAUCUGAAAGAUUUCAUGAGACAGGCUGGAGAAGUUACCUUUGCGGAUGCGCACAGGCACAAAAUGAAUGAAGGGGUUGUUGAGUUUGCCUCGUAUAGUGAUUUGAAGAAUGCUGUUGAUAAACUCUCUGGCACAGAAAUAAAUGGAAGAAAGAUCAGGCUGAUUGAGGAACCUAAACAUAGGUCUCGCAGCAGAUCACGUUCACGUAGCCGUACGUUUUCCAGAUCUCGUAGUCGAUCUCGCUCCAGGAGCCGCAAAUCCUACAGUAGGUCAAAGAGUAGAAGCCGCAGUAAAUCCCGUUCUCGUAGUAGAUCUCGUGUCCCUGUCAGGGAACAAAAGGCCCGUUCGCCUUCGCCGUCCAAAUCGCCUGCAUCAUUGGAACGGCCAAGAUCUCGAUCUCGUUCACGUUCUCGGUCAGUGUCAAGAUCGCCUUCUGUUGCAAGUGCUGAUUAAGCAGUAUGUACUGACUGUUAAUAUAGUAAAAGUGGACUUUUACCCAAGUAAAUGGAAGUUAAUGUAAGUAGAAAGUAGUGAAUAUGUCUCAAAUAUGAAACUUUAAUGUCUUUUACUUGAGGCUAGAGUGCUUGCAAUUAUUGGAAGUAUGUUGGAAUUGUAUUGUUUACAUAUGCAGUAGUUUGAAAAAAUGUAUGCACAUACCCUAAUAUACCAUAAUGUUCAAUUAAUGUUACUUUAAAGAUGCAACUAAAUUUGCAUUAGUACUUUCCCAAUGGUAUAUAUAAUUGCAUUUCAUUAUUUUUUUUGUUUGUAAAACUUGCAAAUGUAACUCAAUUAAAAUGUGCAUUUUUCCCA
Carcharodon carcharias (great white shark) is the source of this 1621-nucleotide messenger RNA. Its product is annotated as serine/arginine-rich splicing factor 5-like. Lineage: Eukaryota; Metazoa; Chordata; Chondrichthyes; Lamniformes; Lamnidae. Gene Ontology annotation, molecular function: mRNA binding. The transcript is spliced from 8 exons. The coding region runs from base 449 to 1264 and encodes 271 amino acids. Gene Ontology annotation, cellular component: nucleus; cytoplasm; ribonucleoprotein complex. The record is from RefSeq and is a predicted model, not a curated record.